AUGUCCUCUAAUACAGGAAUUUCUCCUCACGCUACGGCCUUCAUCCACUCGUACGCAACAGCAACAGCUCUAGCCGCAACCUCCAAGCCUUCAGACCUUUCCGCCGCUGCAACAGCAAUGUGCACCCACUACCUGCCCAACCUAAUCUCUUUCACCCUGGGCACAUCCACUUCCAUCGCCACCCCUUCAGAAGCUUCCAAAGGCACCUUGGCCCAUCUCCAAAACCUCGUUUCCGCAGGCGUAGGCGCGGAUAUCCGGUUGGUGCGGUUAGCAGUCAAAGAAAUCGGCGAAUUCGCUGCUGCAGUAUUCGUAACUUGGGAAUUGGUAAUCGAUGAUUUCAGCAUUGCCGAUGAANGAAAAAGCUAA
Messenger RNA from Aureobasidium musti, 366 nucleotides. The record is from the annotation of a GenBank genome assembly. NCBI's taxonomy places the organism in Eukaryota, Fungi, Ascomycota, Dothideomycetes, Dothideales, Saccotheciaceae.